AUGGCUAGUGCAGAUGAUUACUUUAGUGAUUUCGAAGAUGACGAGCUGGAUAAACUGUAUGAAAAGGCUAUCAAUAAAUCUGUGAAGGAAACUAUAACGAGACGUGCUGUACCAGUUCAAAAAGACCUUCAUGAUAACGUUUUACCUGGGCAGAAAACUGUGUACGAAGAAAUUCAAAGAGAUGUCAGUUUUGGACCCACUCAUCAUGAGCUUGAUUACGAUGCUUUGUCGUUCUACGUGUACCCUACAAAUUACGAGGUAAGGGAUUAUCAGUAUACAAUUGUUCACAAAUCACUGUUUCAAAAUACGUUAUGCGCCAUCCCAACGGGUAUGGGUAAAACGUUCAUUGCCAGUACAGUAAUGUUAAAUUAUUUUCGUUGGACCAAAAAAGCCAAAAUAAUCUUUACUGCUCCAACAAGACCUUUGGUAGCCCAGCAAAUUAAGGCAUGCUUAGGUAUAACAGGAAUACCUUCGGAUCAAACUGCUAUAUUACUCGAUAAAAGCAGGAAAAAUAGAGAAGAAAUUUGGGCCAAUAAGAGAGUUUUCUUUGCCACACCGCAAGUAGUGGAGAAUGACUUGAAGAGGGGUGUAUUGGAUCCUAAGGAUAUUGUAUGUCUUGUCAUCGAUGAAGCUCACAGAGCUACUGGCUCCUCUGCGUAUACAAAUGUGGUAAAAUUCAUAGAUAGGUUCAAUUCAUCAUACAGAUUAUUAGCAUUGACCGCUACACCAGCCUCUGACCUGGAAGGUGUCCAAGAAGUGGUUAAUAACUUAGAUAUUUCCAAGAUUGAAAUUAGGACUGAAGAAAGCAUGGAUAUCGUGAAAUAUAUGAAGAAAAGAAAAAAGGAAAAAAUUGAAGUGCCCCUUUUGUUGGAAAUUGAAGACAUAAUCGAACAAUUAGGUAUGGCCGUCAAACCAGUGCUUCAACAGGCAAUUGAACUCGGUAUAUAUGAGGAAUGUGACCCUUCACAAAUAAACGCCUUCAAAGCCAUGCAACAAAGCCAAAAAAUUAUUGCUAACCCUACUAUACCUGAAGGAAUUAAGUGGAGGAACUUCUUUAUUUUACAGUUAUUGAACAAUGUGGGUCAAAUGCUAAAGAGAUUAAAAAUUUAUGGAAUAAGGACAUUUUUCAAUUACUUCCAGAAUAAAUGUACAGAAUUCACUACGAAAUAUAAUCUUAAAAAAUCUACUAAUAAAAUUGCAGCUGAGUUUUAUUACCAUCCGAUUUUGAAAAACAUCAAAAAUCAAUGCGAAAAUUAUUUAAGUGAUCCAAAGUUUGUCGGUCAUGGGAAGUUACAAUGUGUUAGAGAUGAACUAAUGGACUUUUUUCAGAAAAGGGGUUCCGACUCGAGGGUUAUUAUUUUUACAGAAUUAAGAGAAAGCGCACUUGAAAUUGUGAAGUUCAUAGACUCGGUAGCUGACGAUCAAAUCAGGCCUCAUAUUUUUAUUGGACAAGCUCGUGCAAAAGAAGGUUUUGAUGAGGUCAAAUACACAAGAAAACAUGCGCCAAAGGGAAGGAAGAAGGUAGAGAGAUUGCAUAGGCAAGAGCAAGAGAAAUUUUUGGAAGCUGAACGAACUAAGAGAGCGGCGAAUGAUAAACUUGAAAGAAGUGCCAGACGAACGGGGAGCUCUGAAGAGGCUCAGAUUAGCGGAAUGAACCAAAAAAUGCAAAAAGAGGUUAUCCAUAAUUUCAAAAAGGGUGAAUAUAAUGUUCUCGUUUGUACAUCAAUUGGAGAAGAAGGUUUGGAUAUCGGAGAAGUUGAUUUAAUAAUCUGUUAUGAUACUACAAGUAGUCCAAUCAAAAAUAUUCAGCGUAUGGGUAGAACAGGCAGAAAACGAGAUGGUAAGAUAGUACUACUGUUUAGCAGUAAUGAAUCAUACAAAUUCGAGCGUGCUAUGGAAGACUAUUCAACCCUGCAAGCGCUUAUAUCCAAGCAAUGCAUUGACUAUAAAAAAUCAGAUCGGAUAAUCCCUGAAGACAUUAUUCCGGAAUGUCACGAGACAUUGAUCACGAUUAAUGAUGAAAACGAAAUAAUUAAUGAAAUGGAAGAUGUUGACGAAGUUAUUCGUUAUGCGACUCAGUGUAUGAUGGGCAAAAAGGUGAAGCCAAAAAAAGCCAUAACAAAGAAGAAGAGAGUUCAGGAAAAUAAAAAACCGAAGAAGUUCUUUAUGCCUGAUAAUGUUGAGACCAGUAUUGUUAGUGCAAGCACUUUAAUUAAUAAGUUCUUGGUGAAUGAAAGUGGCGGGAAACAACUAGUAACGAGUAAUGAAAACCCAAGUAAGAAGCGGAAGAUUUUUAAAGCUUUGGAUAAUCUGGAGAAUGAUUCAACCGAGGAAGCUUCCUCCUCAUUAGAAACUGAAGAUGAAGAAGUCAGUGAUGAUAAUAAUGUUUUCAUUGCGGAAGGGCAGAAUGGAUGCCAAAAAGAUUUGGAAACUGCCAUUAUUCGCACUGGCGAAAGUCUUACCACACUCAAGCCACUUCAUAAUUUUGAACGCCCUAAUAUGGCUUUAUUUGUGAAUGAUUGUGGUCUUCCAACUAAAAUCGAGAAAAAUGUGAAAGACAUCCGAGGAAAUCAACACAACCUUGAAAAAGAAAAGAGCUGUACUGUUGACAAGAAUAACAUGGUAUUGAGUUUGGACGAUUGGAAUUUUUUCAGAAACCGCUAUAUCCCAGAAGGUGUUUCCUUCGAUGUGGAGCCCAAUUUUGUACAAUACACCAAAGGGGUAAAAGUUCCGCAUUGUCACAAAGUUUCAAAAAUCAUUACGUUAUUUAACGACGAGAGUAAUGAUAAUAAGAAGAGGACAAUUGAUAUGAACUAUACUAAAUGUUUGGCGAGAGGCAUGUUACGAGACGAAAAAAAAUUUGUAAAAGUUAACGAUAAAAGUCAAGUCGAUAACAACAGUGUCAACCAUGAUUCAUCCCAAUCUUUUACCUUAUCGAACGCAGAAUUAGAUGACAUACUGGGCUCAGAUUCUGAUUUUUGA
Saccharomyces cerevisiae S288C is the source of this 2982-nucleotide messenger RNA. It is a transcript of the gene MPH1, whose product is annotated as 3'-5' DNA helicase. The coding region runs from base 1 to 2982 and encodes 993 amino acids. Gene Ontology annotation, cellular component: nucleus. Gene Ontology annotation, molecular function: ATP hydrolysis activity; hydrolase activity; 3'-5' DNA helicase activity. Gene Ontology annotation, biological process: interstrand cross-link repair; DNA repair. The record is from RefSeq and is marked reviewed. NCBI's taxonomy places the organism in Eukaryota, Fungi, Ascomycota, Saccharomycetes, Saccharomycetales, Saccharomycetaceae. The transcript has a single exon.